Vitrella brassicaformis is the source of this 1637-nucleotide messenger RNA. Lineage: Eukaryota; Vitrellaceae. The record is from the annotation of a GenBank genome assembly.
AUACACAACACACACUCACACACACAGAUUCAUCCAUCCAUCCAUCUACACGCUGCCACGACGUCAUUAAGGGCACCUGCGUCUGUGUUUGUGUGUGCGUGUGGGUCCGCCGUGGAGCCGACGCUACGCACAGCACAGCACAGAUUCAACAACAAUCGAUCAGCCGAAUGGAAGGACGGUGUGUGUCUGUGAGUGUAAAGGCAUGAAAGACGCAGCCAGACACUCACUGUAUAUAAACGCACACCACAUUCAGCUGUAUGUGUAUCGGUCUGUGCGGUGUGUGCCCGCCGCCAUAGCACCCGCCCGCCACUCAGCCACCCGGCCAACCAAUAAUUGUGUCCUGCAUGGCUGUCUAUUGGGCAUGACACUACUGCCCAGCCUGACACACACGUGGAAAGACAGACACCAUUGUGUAUGUCGUGAGCGCAUUUGCUGCCCGUGUCAGUCGUGUUUGAUGCAGACAUACCUCAGCUGUCUAUUGGUCGAAGAUCCUGGCUGAGAUGACGGCCCCAGCACCGCACGCGCCAGCCGAGUGGUCUGAGGGAAGCGGUCCUUGAAGGCACCGCCCACAUCAGACACAGCCGACUCGGUCGUGGUGACGUUAGCACACACUGCAGCCAAAUGACAGGAGAGGACAGAGAUGAGAGUGGCACCGCAUUUCCUCCCCCUCGCCGUGCCGGCCUGGGCUGGGCUGACCAAUGUUGAGAUGUUCGACAACCUCGAUGAGAAUCCGUGCGACGAAGGGGUGGCCGGCGUCGGUGAGCACGAGAUGACGGUAAGGCCAGCCGUCAGGGGAGCGGUAUGAUGCAGUUGUGGUACAUCCCUCCACUGAUAUGUGGGGUGACUGUGUCACAAUGGUGUGGAGCCGGUUGUUGUCGAUAUACCUGACACAUACAUACAUACACAUAAGACAGACUCGUAUGUCGUAGCAGUGCCAACACAGUGUGAUGCCCCGCUUGACCUGUCCAUGAGACUGCUAGUGCUUUUGUGCUGCUGAGUCCGCAAUAUGUGGUUGAUGACAAGGCUCUUGACCAUCGAUGACACAUACGCGUAGUCACGAGCCGCCAGUCGCACCCGGCCCGUGUGCGGCCGAUAUCCAAUCCUGCUGCGGACGGGUGGAUCGUGCUCUUGUCGGUGCUGCCGGUAGAGGUGGUUGGGAGGGAGGGGUGGGUUGGUGUCCAUCUCGAAGCCGUCUUCGUCCUUGAUGGCCCGCAGUGUGUUGCCGUGCUGAAACAGCUGAAAGGUCACACCGUUGCCGAAGUCGAUAUGGGGGCCGACCAUCUUGAGCUGAGCCAAUCCAUGGGGAGCGGCCAAAUACGCCUACAUGACCACACACACAGAGAGAGAAGAAUGAACAAAACCCCUUCCUCUGCCCUCCCACCCCUUUGUGUGCGCCUUACCGUCUUGUUUGCGUGUUUGUUGAUGUCGUCAGCAGUCAGCCGCACCGGCAGAAUGCAGCGGCCGCAGUGCGCCGCCAGCCGCAGUAUGUCGGCGACCUCGUCCCACGUCUGCUCCUCCACCAGCCACAUGGCCGCCAGCAGCACACGUGGCUCAGACACCGUCUGGGCGUCGAAGGCCAGCACUGUGUCGAGCCAUGUGCCGUCGGCGAGCCGAAUUCGGUGCAGGGAGUGGGUGAG